Scomber scombrus (Atlantic mackerel) is the source of this 6412-nucleotide messenger RNA. It is a transcript of the gene lsm14aa, whose product is annotated as LSM14A mRNA processing body assembly factor a. Gene Ontology annotation, biological process: cytoplasmic stress granule assembly; P-body assembly. Gene Ontology annotation, molecular function: mRNA binding. NCBI's taxonomy places the organism in Eukaryota, Metazoa, Chordata, Actinopteri, Scombriformes, Scombridae. Gene Ontology annotation, cellular component: P-body. The record is from RefSeq and is a predicted model, not a curated record.
UGGAGGAGGCAGAGGUAGCCAUGUUGUAGAAGAAGAAGAAGAACAACACGAAGAAGGAGAAGAAGAAGAAGAAGAAUCUUGGAGGAUCUCUCUCUCUAUUUCUUGUGUUUGUUUUGUUUUUAUUGUAGAGAAGAAACUACUACUUGUUUUUUUUUUCCCCCCUCCACUCCUGCCGACACCAUGAGUGGCGGGACACCUUACCUCGGGAGCAAAAUCAGCCUCAUCUCGAAGGCCGAGAUCCGCUAUGAGGGGAUCCUGUACACCAUCGACACCGAGAACUCCACCGUCGCACUUGCUAAAGUACGUUCCUUUGGUACGGAGGACCGCCCCACCGACAGGCCCAUCCCGCCCCGAGAUGACACCUUCGAGUACAUCAUCUUCAGAGGCAGCGACAUCAAGGACCUGACUGUGUGCGAGCCCCCAAAACCAACAUGCUCUCUCCCUCAGGACCCCGCCAUUGUCCAGGGUGCAGUCUCACCUCCGCCUGCAUGGUUGUAAUUCUGCCGCUCCUACGGCCUCUUCAACCGCGCUCCGGUUCCUGCCUACAACCAGUCAGCACCAGCCCUGGUGUCCCCCCAGUUUGGACCCGUUGGUGUCGGACGAUCAGUGCCCUCCUUUGUGAGCAACACGAGCUCAGCCGUAGCCCAGGCUCAGAGAAGCGCUGUUGGCUCUGCUCGGCCCUCUGACUCGAGCUUUCUGGGUAAUCUUGUAACUGAAGGCCGCAGCAGCCCCAGCCUGGACCCUCUGCGAAAGAGCCCCUCGCUGGAGCAGGUGAUCCAAUCGGCGUCCGCUCCGUCGGCCCCCGCCGCCGCCUCCGCCCCCACGGUUCCGGCCCCAGGACUCGGACGCAGGAGCCCGGCUCACGCCCGCACCGCUCCCUCCGCCGGCCAGAGCAUCCAGAAGACCCACCACCACCACCACCACCAGCUGCAGCAGCAGGACGGCAUGGACACAAGGAGGGGUGAGCCUGUCAGGGGAGGCCGAGGCAGCAGCCAGGGCUGGCCUGCACCCCGAACCAUCUCAGCCUCUCACAUCAGUGCAGUAGAUAGGGCUUCCACUGCAGGGCUUACCCACUCUAUCUUUAGCCACUCAGCUCCAGGCGCACCCGGUAACCGGCGCGGUCGAGGCGGCGGACACCGCGGGCGAGGACGCUUCAACGUACGCCGAGACGGACCCAUGAAGUUUGAGAAGGACUUUGACUUCGAGAGCGCCAACGCCCAGUUCAACAAGGAGGAGAUCGACAGAGAGUUUCAGAGCAAGCUGAAGUUGAAAGAUGAGAAGACUGAGAAGACCGAGAAGCCGGAGAAAGCGGUGAACGGAGAGGAUAAAGGCGACUCCGGUGUCGAGACUCAGAACAGCGAGAACAACGCAGAAGAAGGAGAAGGGGGGGGCGACCCGCUCGGCCCGAACUGCUACUAUGACAAGUCCAAGUCCUUCUUCGACAACAUCUCCUGUGACGACACCAGGAAAGCACUUGACAAGUCUGGAAUCACAGGGUUCCCAAGGGAGCGGAGGCAGACCUGGGCAGAGGAGAGGCGGAUGAAUGCCGAGACAUUCGGCAUCCCUCUGCGUCAGGGUCGGGGCCGCGGAGGUUACCGUGGACGUGGUGGUAUGGGCUUCCGUGGGGGUCGGGGUCGUUCGGCUAGCCGAGGAUCCUUCGGUCCACCGCAAGGAGGCGGAGGCUUCAGGGGAGGAUACAGAGGAAACCAGGCCGGACGAGAAUUCGCCGACUUAUCAGCAUACAGGAAGGACAACAAAGUGGCAGCAUAGUCCCAAUGGGAAGAACGCUCUACAGACAAGGUGCAACGCUUGGAGAAAGAAAAAAAAAGGAAAAAAAGAGAGAGAGGAAAAAGAAAGAAAGAAAGAAAGAAAUCGUUUUUUUUGGUUUUUUUUGGGGUUGCUACUCUUUUUUUGACUUAAAAAAAACAAAAAAAAAAGAAUGAAGAUUGUGUACUUAGUUGUAUAUUUGUCACCAGCACUGGGUAGACUGCUUGAAUGCAACUUUAACUUUUUUUUUUUUUUUUUUUUCCAUCUUUCAAAAAUGAUGGAAACAACAAAAACGUCAACAACAACAACAACAAAAAAAACAACAAUGUCAGAGAGAAAGAAAAAAAAAAAGCCAAUCUUUACAAAAUAAAUUCAGAUUUAAUUAUGUAUAAAUGUUAUAAUUCAGAGGGACUGUUAGUUUUUUUUUUUUUUUUUUUUUUUUUCAAUGAUUUAUCUUCUCGGCCCCUUUUCCUAAAAAAAAAAAAACCUGUAUUUGAUAAUAUUUUAUUAGCCGUCGAGGGUCGUCCACGUAAGUUCUUGACUGUGAUGCUCACUGACAUAGCUUUAUUUGGGGAGGGGGGGGGGGGGGGGGGGGGGGGUUGGUGGGUUUGUCCUAUUAUUAUUAUUAUUAUAUAUAAAGUAACUUCAGCACCAAAAUUAGCCCACAGGGUCUCAGUUACACCUUUUUCUCUUAACAUGUAUUUUUCUACUAUUACACACCUUUAUUCAUCCUGUUAUCGUAGUCAGCCCGCUCUCUCUCUCUCGCUCUUCGCUCGCUCAAUCGAUCCUUCCUUCCUUCCUUCCCUCCUUUCCUUCUUCCUCCAGUGGCAGCGUGCUCGUGAUUUUUUUAGAUCAUCUCACCCCUAAACAACACUUUGUCGCCGCAGCUUUUUCUCAUCUUUUGUUCUUCUUCAGUGUUUACAGGGGAGGGGGGGGGGUCGUAGCCGUAGCCGUCAGCACACGUGUACUUCUCUGGUUUAUCGUGGUAGUUUUUUUCGGGGGGUUUAAAAAACAACAACUCUCUGUCAACAAGCUAUAAAAUCGGGGCUGUGAAAUAAAAAGAUGGAAAUGAAAAGAAAGUCAAAUUUUUUGAGGUGCUAUCGAGAGUUUUUUAAAGUGUAGAAAGGCCACAUGAAGGUGAUCGCACUGUUUUUUUCCCCCCAGAUAUAUUAUCACUCAAUCAUACAAAUAUUUACUUCUUUUUUUUCUUCUUCUCUUCUCUUUUUUUUUGUUUGUUUGUUUGUCGGGCUGCUUCAUCAAACACACUAAUUUCCUUCUAAAAGCAUCUUUUUCGGACAUCACAGAAAAAUCUACACAAGCCAUAAAAGUAUAAAACUCACCUGUUCUCAUUUAUUUUGAACCACCUGUUACAAGUAAACACCAACAAACUCAACUUUAUGCCACUAACUUUGUCCCGCGGCACUGCAUCGGUGGUCGACAGCCCGCUAAAAGCUACAGAAGUGAUGUCAACUAUAGAUCUUUUUUUUUUUUUUUUUUUUUUUUUUUAGAAGAACGAGCUUAGCUGUCUGGGUGUAGCAACAUAGUUUCUUAGCAAUAUCAUACUUUUUAUUUUUUAUUUGUUUGUGAGGUUUACGAAGGAUUUGGGUCUGAUGUAUUAUGACUGAUUUAAUCUGAAGUCAUAUUAACCUGGCAUGAUUUAAGUACUUAUAAAUUUAAAAAAAACCUCUUUCAGUGGCAUUUGUUUGGAUCCGAUGUGGUUUAAGAAAUGUUGUAGAGCUGCACUUUUGCGAUGUUGGGAAAAAAUAAUGCUGUUUUUUUUUUUUUCCUCUUGAUAAUCUGUCCUGAGGUUGUUUCCUGCUAAUGGAAGAUCACAGUAAAUGGCUCCUCCUCCCUCCCCUUUAUAACAAACUGGAGUUUAAAAAUAAAAUGGAGAUGAUUUCAGGAGUAUUCGAUCUGUUCAGAGCUCGGUCGGAUCCAAUUUUGAGAUCUUUGGGAGUUUUCCCAUCUGAGAAAAGUCAGAAAACUUGAAUUUGACCUCAUUUUCAGCACAAAUUAUCUUCUUUCUUUUAAGUUCUGGCUUUUCUAUCAGUUUAAAAUCUACAAAAUCUUCAUAAAGAUCCUGCUUGACCCAGGUCUGUUUCUCCAGAUCUCCAAAUUUAGUGGAAAAAAAAGCAAAACUACCUUUAAAAAAGUACUUAAUUAUGCUCAGGAAAUAUAGAGGAAAAUAUAUUUCUCAUGUUCCCCUUAAUGCUAGAGAAUAACAGUUAACAUCAGGGGUUUAUCGCUGUUAUCGUAGCUAUUCUUUUGCAUUAAAGCACCAAAAAGCACACAUUUGUUUUUACUUAUGUGAGAUUUAAUCGGAGCCUUUAGAAAAAACUUGAGUUGGACACAGCAAGAAAAACCUGCAUCCAGCUGCAGAGCUGCAACACCAACAUGUGCGGUUUAAUAUUAAAAGCAUGUUUUUGUAUGGAAGUUGAAGGAAGUCACCAGAAUAAACAAUGCACUUACAGUGUUUAAUCAGUUAACAAGUGGAUUUAUUUAUUUUUACUGCUUAUAACUUGUGUUUCAAUGAUUAUAAAACUCCAAAGUAAAAUAGGAAAACAUCUGUAAAAGAAAGGAGGAAAAAAAAAAAGCUUGUUAAAUUUGCAAAUUGCUUUAAUUUAAAUGUGAGAUAUAAAGUGAAUUUUAACAAAUGGACUCGUAUUUAAUCUCAUGGCUCAAUUAAAAUGAUCACAGAAAUAUUAAAAGCAGGUAAAUUUAAUUGUGAGAAUUAAAAAAUUAAAGGAACUCACUAAAAUAAAAUUAAUCUUAAAAAGCCUUUUGUGAGUAUUACUUUUGCAAAUCCAUUAAAAAAAAAUCACAUUUAUUCAUCAUUUAAAGAUAGAAUAUGCAAAUUUAAACCUUUUUAUAAACCUAACUUAAUUAUAUUUCUACUUUGGGUUUUGAAACGCGUAAUUUACUGACUGUCUGAUAACCUUUUUUCCUUUUUUAAAUUAUCAGUGUAUUAAUUAUAUUUUGAGUGUUUAUUAAACACUGUAAUUAUUCUGGUGGAACACUUUUCAGUCGUCUUCAGCCUAGGAAAUAAUCAGCAGCACAUGCGUGUUCUCCGUUACAUACAUGUGCUGUUAGAGACUGACGAUGCUGCGGCUCUGCGGUAUAAAAUAUAAAAUAUAUAUAAAUGUCAAACAAGCUUCAAGAUUUUUCACUUUUCUUACUGUGUCCAAACUUAAGUUGGUACUUUAAUCCAGGACAGAAAUCUUUAUUUUCUUUGUUGUUUUCUUUACUCCUUCUUCUUCUUCUCUGUUUGAAACAUUGCAGAUGAUUAUUCGGGGGAGGGGGAGGGAGGGUUUGGGUUGACAUGACUUGAUUGCAGCAGUGGUUCUCAACUGUUUUUUCAGGCGUUGUGAGCGAAUCGGAGCAGCAAAGAAAGAAAAGUCUACAUUUAACGAGACUUCAGUUUAAACUAAGUCAAAACAUUUUUUUUUACUGAAAACUUAGCAGCAGGGCUGGAUCACCAACGGGGAACAGCUGCCCCAACCCCCGCCCUCCUUAAACCCUCGUGGUAGUUUCACGGUAACUUAAAUAUAAUUGAGUUUAUUCAACCCUUAAUGCACCAUUUAAAAACUGGAAUCAUAGGGGCAGCCAUGUUUGGUUUAAACCCAACAAGAGUUUCCUUUUUUAGAGCAGAGCUGGAAGCUAGCAGUCCCCCUCCAGUUUCCAGUCUUUAUGCUAAGCUAAGCUAACCAGCUGCUUGUUGUAGCUUCAUGUUGAGCGUGUAGAAACGAGAUCGAGAGGGGGGGGGGGGGCUAAAUCUGAACAUCUGUCUUUAACCACAUGUUGAACUUUUGCUAGUUUUUAAAGCCUUUACUAGUUCGUGCUGACAUGGUGCGUUUUACUGGAUAAAUUGGAGCUCGAGCAAGUUACUAGAAGCUAAUUAUUAACUCAUACAUAUAUAUAUUUAUAAAUAUAUAUAUAUAUAGUAUACAGACUGGGAGAAUUAGGGGGGGUGUGUGUGUGGUUAAAUAGCCCCUGGUGCGUUAAUCCAGCUCCGCCUGUGUGUAGAUUUUUCCACAUUUUAUCAAAAGCUUGAAGGCACAUUCUCUGUUUCUCUGAAGCAAACGAGUUGAGAACCAGAGUUGCAAGUGUCUUAUGCAUUAUCUGAUUUAAAAAGAAGACUAAAAAGACACUUAAGGAGGGAGGAGGGGGGGGGGGGGGGUAUUUUUUGGGGGAGGUAUGUGCCUGGAUUAUUAAAGGAAGCCGUGUAGUUCUUCAUGUCAAGUUCUUUUUGACCGGUGAUGUAUUGAAAUGCACACAAACACUACAUGAUGCUCGUGUAAGUCGGUCGCCACUAAAUUGGGUGUGAGGAAAAAAAAACAAAUAAUUACUAAAUAACUGUUCAUUCAUAUAUUUAAAGAAAGAGAAAAUUGCCAUGGUUGUUGAUGCAAUAACUGGAAGAAGAAGAAAAAAAAAAAGGAGCAGGUGGCGGUUUGAGCAUCUAGAGGUGGAAAGCAGACGCCGACCCGCUUCGCUGGUCGUGUUUUCUCUGCUAAAUUCUGCUUCUGGCUUCCUUUAACACUCUUUGGAGUCACAGCCACAUGUUUAGUGUUUGAACCCAGCAUGGCGUCCUCCUCUGUGGACCUCAGCGGACUGGGGUUUUUAUUAUUAAGAGCAAAUAAACAGUUGU